AUAUUCAUAAGUCCGCGCGAAUUCGCAAGCACACAUAUAUAUUUAGCAAGAGGGUUUUGUGCUUUUUUAACCUAAGACUUUGUAAGCUGUGAUGGGUGGCCAAGUGUCGAGAACAGACUUUGAAUGGACUUACACAGAAGAACCUCAUGCAAGUAGAAGGAAGGAAAUUCUAAAAAAGUAUCCAGAAAUCAAGAAACUGUUUGGUUAUGACCCGAAUUUCAAAUGGAUUGUAACAGCAAUGGUGUUAACUCAAUUUGCAAUGUUCUUUGUAAUGAAGGACCAAUCGUGGUUAAUGAUAUUCUUGGUGGCUUAUUGCUUCGGUGGCGUCAUCAACCAUUCUCUUAUGUUAGCCAUUCAUGAAAUUGCUCACAACUUAGCCUUUGGGCAUUCAAGGCCAUUAGCAAACAGGUUGUUGGGAAUCUUUGCCAAUUUACCAAUUGGAUUUCCAUUUUCAGUAAUAUUUAGAGGAUACCAUCUUGAACAUCAUAAGUACCAAGGAGAUGAUAUACUUGACGCAGACAUACCAACCUACCUGGAGGCCAAACUGUUCUGUACGACGCUGGGCAAGAUUGUCUGGGUUGUGCUGCAGCCGUUUUUCUACGGGAUCAGACCAAUGUUUACAAACCCAAAGCCAGCAACGAGUCUGGAGAAAAUCAAUACUGCCACUCAACUUGUGUUUAAUGCCCUAGUGGCUUAUUACUUAGGAGGUAGAGUGUUAGUAUACAUGAUUGGUGGAUCACUGCUGGCAAUGGGUCUACACCCAGUGGCAGGUCACUUCAUUUCCGAGCACUACAUGUUCAAGAAGGGUUUUGAGACCUACUCCUACUACGGGCCUUUAAAUAAGAUUACCUUCAAUGUAGGCUACCACAAUGAGCAUCACGACUUCCCUUAUGUGCCUGGCUCUAAACUGCCUGAGGUGAAAAGGAUAGCAGCUGAGUAUUACGACAAUCUUCCGCAACACCACUCGUGGACGGCUGUUCUUUACGACUUCAUCACAGACCCGGACAUCGGCCCUUACGCCAGGAUCAGACGAAAACAUCGAGGUCUCUCCUCAUGAGGUUGCCAUUGCCAACCUUACACACCUAAAUGUUGCUAGUCUCUCGUUUUGUAUGGCUGUGCCAGUAUAUUUGAAAAUUUUUAGAGUUCAUGUGAUAAUUGGCACACAUCUUAAGUAAAUAAUUUUUUUUUUUU
Messenger RNA from Macrosteles quadrilineatus (aster leafhopper), 1191 nucleotides. Its product is annotated as sphingolipid delta(4)-desaturase DES1-like. Gene Ontology annotation, molecular function: sphingolipid delta-4 desaturase activity. The record is from RefSeq and is a predicted model, not a curated record. The transcript has 6 exons. The coding region runs from base 92 to 1057 and encodes 321 amino acids. Gene Ontology annotation, biological process: ceramide biosynthetic process. Gene Ontology annotation, cellular component: membrane. NCBI's taxonomy places the organism in Eukaryota, Metazoa, Arthropoda, Insecta, Hemiptera, Cicadellidae.